Messenger RNA from Hansenula anomala, 672 nucleotides. It is a transcript of the gene NBP2, whose product is annotated as adaptor protein NBP2. Lineage: Eukaryota; Fungi; Ascomycota; Saccharomycetes; Phaffomycetales; Wickerhamomycetaceae. The record is from RefSeq and is a predicted model, not a curated record. The transcript has a single exon. Bases 1 to 672 code for a protein of 223 amino acids. Gene Ontology annotation, molecular function: protein binding.
AUGUCAAUACAUCAAGAUCAAGUGGAUCUGGACAAAUCACAUCCAACAAUGAUCUCUGUUAAGGAUUUCGCAUAUGAGGAAGAUGAGGAUUUACAUUAUGGGGUGAUAAAUUAUUCCCAAUAUUUAACUGAUGAAGAUAUAAACUAUGAUGAAAAUAAUGAACAUAAUGAACAUGAUGAAAAUGAUAUAAGGAAUUCUAUAAUAAACAUACCCAUGAAUUAUUAUUUUGAAGAUGGUCCACCAUGGAAAGAGGAUCCAGAUUUGAAAACUCCAAUGAUUAAAGAUGAUUCUAAAAAUCAGUUUGAAUUUUCAAUUGCAUCAAGUGAUGAAAUUCAUGGUAAGGCCAUUGCAUUAUUUGAUUUCAUACCUGAGAAUGAUAAUGAGGUUGGGUUAAAAGAAGGUCAAAUAAUAUGGAUAAGUUAUAGACAUGGUCAAGGUUGGUUAGUUGCAGAAGAUUCUAAAACUGGGGAAACUGGAUUAGUACCUGAAGAAUAUGUUCAAUUGGUUAAUAAUGAUAUAGAGGAUUAUAUUGAAGAUGAACCAAGAAGGUUCUUGCCAGAUAUUAUAAAUGAUCAUGAUCAUGGAGUGAAUCAUGAUGAAGAGGAGGAUAGUGAUUGGGUAGAUGAAGAUGAUGAAGAAUUACCAAAUGUUGAAAAAUUGGACAUUAAAUGA